AUAAAUAUUUCCUCACAUUGCCAAAUCAAAAUAGCAACCAACCACAUUUAUUACUUCCAUUGCCAAAUCACAAUUUCCACCCCCACCGCCGCCGCCGUCCGCCGCCGACAUGGACAUGCCGGACUUCUCCUCUGGGCCGUCUCCGAGGCGGGAGCUCCAGGGCCCCCGCCCCGCGCCCCUAAAAGUCCGGAAAGACUCCCACAAAAUCCGAAAACCGCCCAUGGCGCCCCCUCCGGCCGCGGGCCACCCCCACCCGCCCCCCCACGCGGCGCCGAGGCCGCCCGUGAUCAUCUACACGGUCUCCCCCAAAAUCAUCCAUGCAAACCCUAACGAGUUCAUGGCGCUGGUCCAGCGUUUGACCGGCCCCAGCGCCACGUCACCCUCCUCCGCCUCCGCAUUCCAAUCAGAAGGCGGAGGCGCAGUGUCCCCCGCCGCCCGUUUCGCUGCCAUCGAGCGCACAAAAACGCCAGAUGGCAGGAGAACGGGCGGGGAAAUGGUGGAUGGGAUCGAGAUAGAUCCCCUCAUCCAAAGAAGCGGCCAAUUUCCCGGCAUUUUGUCCCCAAAUCCGAGCGCUCUUCCCCCGAUCCCGGCCAAUUUCUUCAACAUCUCAUCGGAAAAUAACAAUCCAUUGAAUUUCUUCCAUGAUUUGAGCCCGGUUUUGCAUAGUAGUAGGAAUUUUCCGGAAAAUAGCUUCAUUUUUCCGAGCCCUUCGACUAAUUUCAUCUCACCACACAUAAACACACCCUCUCCAAACACUCUAGAGCUCUUCCACAGCUUGUUUGACCUCUAACCGCAUGAGGAACUGCAGGAAAAGUAACCGUAGGGAUUGGAUUUAGCUUCGAUCCAUGGCUGUGUUAAGCAAGUGGGGCCCGGCUUCUAAUUGUUGGUAUUUAAUUCUCAUUGAUUUUUAUUUUUCUACAUCCCUUUUACAGUUGAAAAAUUGAAUUUUGUGGGCCAUUUUAUUUUGUGGCUCAAAUACUUGGUUUUUGGUCUUUGUUGGAUUUAGUUGGAAUCAUCUUAGUUUAUGAUAGCAAUUUUUUUUUUGUCACAUUUGGAUUGUAAUUUCGGAAGAAACAAGAUGAGUGAUUUUGCCGUCCUUGUAGAUGCUACAUUAAAAAAAAGUGACGGAACCAGAAAAUCUUGUUGGUGAAUGCUCCAUCAUUUUCUAAAGUUUCGCGGGUCUGUAGCACAAAAAAAUUGAUAAUUCUGAUAAGGGUAGGGCCUCGACCUACCCUAACCCUCUGCAUUCGGCAAAUAUCAUCUAUAUAGUGCGUAAACACUGUUUAUGUGAGUGUUCUCGAAUGAAAUAGUGCUAGCCAAUUGUUCCGAGAAAAUUUCAUUGUAAUCGGUAACGGACGUACAUAGCAACGGUUGAGGGUUGGCUUAAGCCCCCCACAAACCAAGUAAAAAGAUUUUUUUUAUUUAUCAUUCAUAAAAUUGUCAUA
Molecule: messenger RNA, 1445 nt
Organism: Salvia hispanica
Lineage: Eukaryota; Viridiplantae; Streptophyta; Magnoliopsida; Lamiales; Lamiaceae
Product: protein MKS1-like
Cellular component (GO): nucleus
Source: RefSeq, a predicted model, not a curated record